CCGGGGACUUCGGAGGUCCAAAUGGUUGCUUGUAUUUUAGUUUUCGUAGUAUUUUCAUUUGUACUUUAUACAAGCUUAAGCACCAAUGGAAACAGUCGAUUCACGGCAACUGCCUCUGCUAUUCGGCAGAUUUGGUCCGGCAGUUGCCGAUUGUCCUGCAGACAUAGUCAGUGCAGUACCCUGAGCGGACUGAGCGGCCUGGCCCAGGGCCAUCAUACCAUCGACGAAGAUAGUGUUCCUGGUCCUAGUAAUGAUUGUAUUUGUGAAUCAUGUCCUUGUGCACUUAUUGAAGACUUUCUCAGGAAAUGCAGUCCCGCUACUAAUGUAUAUUCACAAAUUAUAGAAAUACUAGCAAACUACUAUGAAAAUGUGGUGAAUACGGUUACAUAUCUGUACAUGUACUUGAAUAGAGUGGUCGAGUGUCGGACAUCGUGCCAGAGACAAGCUCAGUUCAUUGAAAGUAGUAGCUACGAUACUAAUGAUAAUACUGAUGUUAAAAAACAUGAACAUGAACACGGUGAACAAGACACGGACAAUAAACGAAAUCAAUUGUAUUCUGACCCUCAACCUGAAACGUCCAAACGAAAAUCAACAGCAUACGAAAGACUGCAAAAUAAACUUAAGAGAAAAAAUAGUAAUAUUUUGGAAUUUGACAAGAAAUCUAAGAAUAUUGAUGUACCUAACAAAACAGACAACAAAAUUUGCAAACAAGAAAAUAAUAAUGAUGACGUAGAUAAUGAAAAAGAAUUUGAUAAUAAGAAAACACCUCUAGAACAAAAGCUUGUUAUAUCAGAUGAUACUUUGCAGACUACAGAUGAUUCCAUAAAUACAUUAAAUAGUUGUCCUAAAUGUGUUGAAAAGGGGAGAGUCUGUAUUCCUAAUUGUCCAAAGGCAAGGAACAGUAAAAAACGAUAGAUCUUUUUUUGUUAUUGAUAAUUUUGAAGGA
This is a messenger RNA of Achroia grisella, 946 nucleotides long. RefSeq lists its product as uncharacterized. Bases 22 to 915 code for a protein of 297 amino acids. The transcript has 5 exons. Lineage: Eukaryota; Metazoa; Arthropoda; Insecta; Lepidoptera; Pyralidae. The record is from RefSeq and is a predicted model, not a curated record.